This is a messenger RNA of Triticum dicoccoides, 913 nucleotides long. Its product is annotated as probable glutathione S-transferase GSTU1. The record is from RefSeq and is a predicted model, not a curated record. Gene Ontology annotation, molecular function: glutathione transferase activity. NCBI's taxonomy places the organism in Eukaryota, Viridiplantae, Streptophyta, Magnoliopsida, Poales, Poaceae. The coding region runs from base 53 to 721 and encodes 222 amino acids. Gene Ontology annotation, biological process: glutathione metabolic process. The transcript has a single exon. Gene Ontology annotation, cellular component: cytoplasm.
ACAAACACAAACACACACAGACAAGUCGAUUGAUCCAACCAACUCAACAGCAAUGGCGGGCGAGAAGGGUCUGGUGCUGCUGAACUUCUGGGUGAGCCCGUUCGGGCAGCGCUGCCUCAUCGCCCUGGCAGAAAAAGGCCUCCCCUACGAGUACGUCGAAGAGAACCUCAUGGCCGGCAAGAGCGACCGCCUCCUCCGCUCCAACCCGGUCCACAAGAAGGUCCCGGUGCUCCUCCACGACGGCCGCCCCGUGUACGAGUCCCUCAUCAUCCUCAACUACCUCGACGACGCCUUCCCGGACACCCCCUCCCUCCUCCCCUCCGACCCCUACGAGCGCUCGCAGGCUCGCUUCUGGGCCGACUACGUCGACAAGAAGGUCUACGACUGCGGCACCCGGCUCUGGAAGCUCAAGGGCGAGCCGCACGCGCAGGCGCGGGCCGAGAUGCUGGAAAUCCUCAAGAAUCUGGACGGGGCGCUCGGGGACAAGCCCUUCUUCGGCGGCGACGUCUUCGGGUUCGUGGACGCCGCGUUCGCGCCCUUCACCUCGUGGUUCCACAGCUACGAGAAGUACGGCGAGUUCAGCGUCGCCGAGGUGGCGCCGAGGGUCGCGGCGUGGGCGAAGCGGUGCGGCGAGCGGGAGAGCGUCGCCAAGAGCCUCUACUCGCCGGACAAGAUUUACGAGUUCAUCGGCGUGCUCAAGAAGAUGCACGGCGUCGAGUAAGUCGGCCGGCCGGUCGGAGAAGCAAUAAGUUCGAUCCACUGAAAAAAAUAGGGCGCUAUAGCGUAUUGAAAAUUGUCUCGUUAAAUAAAACGGUGUAUAAUGUCUCGCUAAUAGCAUGCUAUAGCGCGAUAUAGCACGCUAAUAGCAUAUUUUGAGGUCGGCGCUAUUUUUCUGUAGCGCGCUAUUUUUUCA